AUGAACAAGCAGAACAGAAUUCGUAGUUGGAAAGCACCAGCAUACUCUGAUGUAGUCAGCGAGAAAGCGAGGCACUUUGACUUGCUACUCCAGCGAUAUAACGGCCUAGAUUGGAUAGUGAAGCUCAAAGAUCACACUUCAUGUGUCAAUGCGCUCGCAUUCUCAUCAAAAGGCGGUCGCUGGCUCGCUAGUGGCGGAGACGACCUACGAAUAUUGCUAUGGGAUCAGCAUGAAACUCAGAUAACCAAGCCAUCUCAUACAUUUACUGGUCCACGAAGGAAUAUUUUCGAACUUGCAUUCACUGCCAACAACAAUUAUUUGCUUUGCGGUGGAGUGGAUUCGGCGAUCCGUCGCUACGACUUUCAAAGGGUUGGAGAGGCAUCAAACAUUGACCCUAUCCAUACCUUCCUACAUCACAAUGACAGCAUCCGAGGCAUCAGCCCACACAUCACCAAUGACGAGUUAUACAUAACAGCAAGUGAGGACGGAACGCUCUUCUAUCAUGACGCUCGAUCACCAGUGCCUGUCAACCAUCUCAUCUCACGGCACGGUUGGGUAGGCGUUCAGUUCCAUCCGCGGCUGGAGCAUCUCUUUCUCGGGGUACCGAUCGGGGACGCGGCAGGAUCACGCUUUUUGACGUACGAAAAUGCUUUGGUCAAGGAUAUGACAUCGAUAAUCUACGCCGUUCAAGCCAUUGGCGAGAAGCCUAUCAGCUCAAGCUUGUGCGAUUUAGCAUUUGACCGGACGGGAGAACGAUUCGCUACUGUCAAUCAGGGACAUUUCCCUACAGUUUAUUCCAUCUCAGACCCAUACCCAAUUGCGGUCUGUACGGCUGAACGACUUCCUUCUGGCGACCCAGUUCUUCCCCUCGAAAGAACAUACGGCAACAGUUGUACCAUCAAGCAUGUCUCAUUCGGUGGACCCUCGCUUUAUGGACACGGUAAAGGCACGUUUGAAGACACUGACCAAUUCCUCGCAACGGGCUCGGACGACUUUCGUGGGUACGUUUGGCGAUUACCGCCGACGUCGUACCUGUUAGCGAAGAGGGAAGAGAUGGAAGACGACAAUAACCAAUGGGAGUGUCCUCGAGGACGAUUUGGGUAUAUCAUGUCCGCGCUGGAUGACACACUUCGUCUCCCCGUGACCUUGAAUCAACCAGCCUUUCGACUCGGUGGUCAUCAAAGUAUUGUCAACUCUGCAAAAUGGCACCCAGAGUUGCCGCGGAUAGCGACAUGUGGUAUCGAGAGCAAAGUUGUGCUCCAUGACUGUGCGCCAGUGGUGGAAGGAGCCGUCAAGGUCGAUUCCUCGACGGUCAGAAAACGCUCGUCAAGGCUACGGACCAGGCCGAGGAUGCUCGAUGCACAUAGAGUGAUCACGGGCGAGGUGACGGAGGAUAUCAGCUCGGACGAAAACAGGAGCACCAUACUAUACUUUGACAGGCAAGAUCCGUGUUCCUUUCAUAGACACCUACUGAAAUACCGGCCCUCUAGCACGCUAGCAAAUGACGAGGUGAUGGAGAGGCGUUCGAGAAGCAUUUCAAUCAAUCUCGACGACGCUGAUUCAUCUGGUGAAGAGCUGAGAGGAGGUUCAGGGAAUAUCCCCGAGUCGGACGAGCUCUUGAUGAGCUACCACAACCGCGAACGAAUCAUGGCCCUUUUUGCACGACUGCUUGCAAGAUCCGCCUCUAGAGAAGCUGUCGACGAUGGGCUCUCGAGGAUGCUUGGGAUGAUCGAAGAUGGGGAGGAGCAAGAAGAGCACGAAAGGGAAGGUGACGAUGAAGAAGAUGACAACAUACUUGUUUCUUCGACCAUCUAUUUCGACAACCAAAAGCCGUUGGAGCCCCCAAUCCUAAAGUGGACAAUUUGCGGGCUCGUUUUACCCCUUCCCUCGGAUGUACAGAAGUCACUUCAGGAAGGUCUCGCCCUAGCCACUCUCGAAAAGACCAACGCUGCGAUCAUCUACACACUGCAUUUCGUCAGGGUUCUGUGCUUCUAUCUCGGCGUCAAACUUCCUUUCGAAGUUUGGUGGUCAGGAAAACAAGACUCUGUCGGUAUUCCCUACCUCAAGGCUGGGCCUGGACCAGCGAACGGAAACUGGGCAAAGUGGACGGUACCGUGCGCGCUUUACUUGAGGCAGAGUCUAGCAUCAGAAACGCCGCGGGCGUCAGUCUCUAUAGACGCGUACUGCAUCGCGUACGCAAUGCUCGCAUACAAUGUCUCAUAUCUCGCAUAUACCCAGUCGAUGUUCAUCCCGCUAUCCCAAUCCGCAAACAUUCUUGCCAACCUUUGGACCCUUUGCUCAGAUGACAAGACUAUCGGCCGAUUCUCGCACCAGUCUUCGUCAUCCUCGUAUGAUGCCAGCAAGCCAUCCGCUGUAUGGGCACCGGUCACUGCGAGCGGUUUCGGAACGAGUCACCCUGUUCAUCACGAUAGAAUCCUGGCUCCUCCAACUCCAGUCGAGUUUCCACUCGACUUUGAAGAGAUGCUGGAGGGACUAGCCGGGAAGAAAAUUCAACCUCCGUCGGAGUCGGCAGCUGUUGGAGAGGCGAUUAUAGAGGAAGACGGCUGGGUCAUUACUGACAACGCCUUUGAUUUUGAUAUGGAUAUUAGAUGA
Messenger RNA from Serendipita indica DSM 11827, 2613 nucleotides. The record is from the annotation of a GenBank genome assembly. NCBI's taxonomy places the organism in Eukaryota, Fungi, Basidiomycota, Agaricomycetes, Sebacinales, Serendipitaceae.